CGUGUGGGAGUCCCAAUGCUCGUGGACUGUGAACUGUGCGCUGGUGAGGCUGACCUGCGUGGCCUCGUGCUCACGUAUGUUAUGAGCGCCCAAGACCACCUCCACUGACCUGGCGCUGAAAUUAGUGGAACAAGCAAUCUCGCACUAAACACAGCUCACCCGUCCAAGCAGUGAGCGGCAGUCAGCACCCACUCGCUAGAGAUGAGGAAGCCGCCGCAGAAGUAGAAGUCGUCGAUGAAGAGAGCGGCUUGGUGGGGCCAUGAGUGGGGCAGCGCCUCCCUGCCCCCUACGAUGCGAGCUGUUUUGCCGGAGGACCCCAUCUAUUCAACGCCUUACCACGACACCUACGGGACACCACUGACUUAAGCCUGGAUCAGUUUAAGUCUAAACUGGACACAUUCCUCUGGACAGUUCCUGACCAACCCAAGCUGCCCCACUACCACACUCGUUCUGCCAGUAAUAGUAUUAUUGACCAGCUGGCACAACAACAGGCAGAUGGAAACUACUAGUGGCGCCGCCCCAGCGUGGCCACGGGCAGCAUCAGCUGUCCAAAACAACAUUCAGCAGGUUCAACAGCCAGGAUCAACCCCCGCCAUACGCUUGCCCUGCUAGGAUGUCUUGGCCUUGCUGUCGACUACUGCCAGAGAAUCAGCCUGUCAGUUGCCAUCGUGGCCAUGGUGCAGCCCAGCCCUGACAAUACUUCCCGCUCCUGCCCUUACGCUUUCUACCACUCCAGCAAUGUCCAUGCUGCGCCGUGGCCGUACGGAAACUACUCUGCCCAAAUGAUAGCAACGACAGAAGCGAUGCAGUGGGAGCGUGGUGGAAAGGAAUUUUCUUGGGACAAAUGGACGCAGGGGCUAGUGCUCGGAAGCUUUUAUUGGGGUUACGCCGUCACCAGCCUCUUUGGAGGGAGGAUCAGUGACUACUUGGGUGGCAAGACUGUGAUGGGACUUGGAGUAUUUGCCGCCUCCUUCCUGACGCUCAUGACGCCCCUGGCUGCUUGUGCAUCCGUGCAGGCUCUCGUCAUCACCAGGAUUUUUCUCGGCAUUGCACAGGGCAUAAUCAUACCAGCUAUGAACACCAUCCUGGCCUCCUGGUUUCUGCCAACAGAGAGGAUCAAAUAUACUGCUAUAAUAAUGUCAGGCUGUCAGGUGGGGGCUGCAGUGGGCAUGACAUUCAGUGGACUGUUGGCGGACUCCUCCUUCCUGCAUGGGUGGCCAUCAGUCUUCUACUUCUUUGGAGCUGUAGGGGUCAUGUGGUGCAUGUCUUGGUGUUUCUUAGUCCACAGUCAACCUGAAGACCAUCCUGGUGUGUCUCCAGAGCUUCUGAGCAGACUGCAGGACAACCAGAAUUCUGUCAAGCAAAGGGAGGUUGUGCAAAUCCCAUGGAAGUCCCUCGCUACCUCAGUGCCUCUGUGGGGAGUCAUUCUGGCAGGUCUGGGUAAUGACUACGGAUUCUACACCUUUUUGGUUGACCUGCCCACUUAUCUGAAUGAUGUUCACCACUUGAACCUAACUAAUAUUGGCCUAUUGUCAGCUCUUCCUUUCCUACUGAUGCUGCUGUGGAGCCUUGGGUGGGGUGCCCUUAUGCACACUCUGAACCUGAGGAACAUUGUGUCUUUAGUAACAGUCAGGAGGAUGUCCAUGGCUGCAGCUCUGUAUGGACCAGUGGUGGGACUGAUGGUGUUAAUGUUCAUGCAGUGCAAUAUGGCAUUGACAGUCAGCAUGAUUUGUUUGGUGGUGAUGCUCAAUGGGGCAGCCAGCAGCGGGUACCUCUCCUCACUUCAAGAUCUGGCGCCUAACCUUGCUGGGACCCUAAUGGGUCUAACAAACACAGUCGGGUCUCUUGCGGGUAUUGGCAGCCCUGCCCUCACUGGUUAUGUCAUUGAAGAGAGUAAUACUGAGCAGCCAUGGCGAAUUGUGUUCCUCAUUAUUGCUGUGCUAUAUUUUGCCACAUGCACAUUCUACUUGAUCGUCAUAUCAGCUGAUGUGCAGCCAUGGAAUGAACCUCCAGGUUCUUUAAGAGUUCAUCUGCGUCACCAUGGACGUCACCGUGGCUACCACCAGCAGGUCCCUGCCACCCAUCACCACCUGGCUGACUGAAGGAAGCCUGGCUCUGCCCGCCUCUCCCAACAAUCUUUGUGUGUCAUUAGUUGUGUUGCUGAAUAACUGUGGCAUGUCAUGUUACAGACCACAGAACCAAUGAGAAGUGUGAAUAUUGCAUGUGCACUGUGUUUUCAGUUUUGAUAUAUAUAUAUAUAUAUAUAUAUAUAUAUAUAUAUAUAUAUAUAUAUAUAUAUAUAUAUAUAUAUAUAUAUAUAUAUAUAUAUAUAUAUAUAUAUAUAUAUAUAUAUAUAUAUAUCUUUCAUUUUUGCUAAUUGUUGAGCAAAUUUAAUUUGGUACCUAGAUUUAUUUGUGUGUAUCUGUACAGUUUGGUCUUGAAUGAUGUAUUUGUAAGAACAUAUAUAGCACUAAAAGUAAAAAAUAAAAGCCCUUAUAUGCUCACUAAAGCCCAUAUGCAGUCUUCAGGAGAAUGUUACACAACACACUGCUUGUUUUAUGACCAGAAGGAGAAAGUUGGUUUUAUCAUUCUCACAUUCAAUUUAAGCUACAUUUUUUCUUAUAUGUAUUUAAAAAUACCAAAGUGAUUUUACUUGUUA
Messenger RNA from Scylla paramamosain (green mud crab), 2659 nucleotides. Its product is annotated as sialin-like. Gene Ontology annotation, molecular function: transmembrane transporter activity. NCBI's taxonomy places the organism in Eukaryota, Metazoa, Arthropoda, Malacostraca, Decapoda, Portunidae. Gene Ontology annotation, biological process: monoatomic anion transport; transmembrane transport. The coding region runs from base 675 to 2102 and encodes 475 amino acids. The record is from RefSeq and is a predicted model, not a curated record. Gene Ontology annotation, cellular component: membrane. The transcript has 12 exons.